AUGAGCAGCUCAGAAACGCCUAGCCCGACAAGCUCGGGCAGUGAGCCCAAGCCAGACCGUGUCGAAGAAGCCCGUCGUGUGGUGGAUGAGGCCACAUUCAUCGACGACAGGGGAUGUCGUCGAAUGAAGCCAAAAGAAUGGAUGGACUGUGUCGUUGUUCCCCUACCCGAAGCUUGCAAUCAGAAGUCAAGUGAACUCAGCACUUCCGGCAGGGAGAUCGAUGUUCUUGUGAAUGGCUUUCCAAUCACAAAGUAUCCCAAGAAGCCUGUCUACAUGUAUGAGCUCCAAGUGAUUGCCGAAAUUCAGGCUCGAGAGGAUAAGAGGCUUCUUCCAACCCUGGACCAACGGCUCAUGCGAACCUGCUUUGAGAAGAGCAAGGAGCGAAUGAGACUGCUCCCUGAUGCUAUCCAUGACGGAGCUCACAUUGUCUGGUCUUUGCAUGCGCUGGAUCGAGGAGGUAUCAGAGAGAAAAUUACCUUCGACUCCCCAUACAGGCACUAUGAAGGCCCCAAGAGAAUCGGCGGACUCGAGGCGAAGAACCCAAAAUCUCGAGAAUUCCUCACUCUGCUAUCGGAGGUUCAGUUCCGUGUUAUUCCAAAGCACAAACUUAUGGUCAAAGUCAUCCAAGACUGGCUCCAAAAGAAGCGAAAGUUUGACGAGCAGGUGAUUCAGUCAUUCAUGUUCCUUGACCACCUUAUUCGACACCAGCCUCGAUCCAGGUUCUUUGAACACAAGCGUUCAUAUUUCUUUGAAGAGAUUCACAAGCUGGGUGAAGAUUUUGCUGAAAUGGCACACAACUUCCAUUUCCAGCUGGGGUACGGCGCAACUGUUUACCGAGGAGCAUUCCAGACAAUCAGAGCUUUCCCGCGUGGUUUGAUGCUCAAUGUCGAUACUGCAUAUGGUGUCUUCUUCUCCCGCAUCGGGCUUAUGGGAGUUAUGGCGGGGCUCCUGGGAGAUAUACAUCAAGACGACGUUCCCAAGCUUUGCAUGCCUGUUCACAAACCACAUAUCAAACCCGACUGGGUGGAGUGGUCCAAGUCCCAUGUCGAACUCGACAAGAUGCUCCAGGGUCUGCUGGUCAGUCCCGAGUUCAAAGGGUGUCCCAACCCGAACAGAACGUUCAAGAUCCGAAAGCUUGUACCCGCCAGCGCAAGUGAAUACAUGCUUGACAUCAAGGACCAUGCCACAGGUGCCGUCAAGAAGCAAUCUGUUCAAGAAUACUUCAGGAUCAAGUACAAAAUUGAGCUCGAGUACCCUACCAUGCGCCUUGUGGAGAUGCAAGAACGCGACGUGGUUUAUCCCGCCGAGCUUUUGGCUCUCAAGGGCCUUCAGCGAUACAACAGGAAGCUUAGCGUUAAGAUGACGUCCAAAAUGAUCAAGUACACCGCGCAAAAGCCACACGAUCGAAAGGAGCACAUCAACUGCUGCAAGAGACUCUUUGCACAUGACAAUGACCCCAAUCUGGCGCUCUAUGGCAUGGAGAUCUCGCAGAAGAUGUACAAAACCAAAGCCCGGCUACUUGCUAAUCCAGAAAUCCAAUUUGGGAACUCAAAGGUGAAUCCGGGCACGACUGGCCGUUGGGAUCUUCGAGGAAAGAAGUUUUACAAACCACACUCCGAGCCUCUGGCUUGCUGGGCAAUUGGUUACUAUAACCAUGAACGGAAUAGCCUCAAUCAGCAGUUGAUCGACGAAUGGCGGACUAACUUUGUCAGGGCAUUCAAGCAGCAUGGUGGCAUUGUCAAGAGCAACCCCGUAUCGUUGUUGAUGACCGAGGACAUCGGGACCUCUGUGACCAAACUUCAUGAUACUGCUAAGAAGGCCUACGGUGAACCUCCUCAGCUGAUCAUCAUGAUCACAUCCAACCAGGAUGUUGGCCAGUACGCCCGCCUCAAGAAGUCCUGCGAUUGCCGAUAUGGAGUUCCUUCACAGGUUCUUCAGCACGGCCGGUGCGAGGGUGGAGGAAAGCCUCAGCUUCAUUCCAACGUGGCCAUGAAAAUCAACGCCAAGCUUGGAGGUGUUACGGCUCGGGCUGUUCCUACCUCCGCUGGCACAGGCCUUGGGCCUUCGUCGAUAAUCAUUGGCGCUGAUGUCACCCACCCUAUGAUGGGUGUUUGGACUCCCUCACUGGCUGCAAUGUCCGUUUCAAAUGACCUCCAGGGAAUCAGCUACUGGGGCGGCCGUGAAGUGAACGGUGCCCGCAAGGAGAUCAUCUCUGAGACCAACAUCAGGGAUAUUUUGAAACCCUUCUUCAUCGAGUGGAUCAAGACGGUUGGCAAGAAGAGUCCUCCCGCCGUUAUCUACUACUUCCGCGAUGGCGUCUCGGAAACCGAGUACGAGGAGGUCCUCAACAAGGAAGUGAAGACCAUUCGCGAAACCAUGUCCAAGGCUGCAGGAGCAGAAUGGAAAGGAAAGAUGUGCGUCGUCAUAGCCAACAAGAGACACCACAUUCGGGCUUUCCCAGACUCCAAGGUUCACAACGACCGUGACAAGAACGGCAAUCCUCUCCCCGGCACUCUGGUUGACCGAGACGGCACCGCCCGCCCAGUCCACUACACCGUCUUGCUGGACGAAGUCAGGCACAAGCCGGAGCAUUUGAUCAACAUGAUCUACGAGCAGUGUUACCAGUAUGUUCGCUCUACGACUUCUGUCUCGGUCCACCCGGCCAUCUACUAUGCUCACUUGAUCUCCGUUCGUGCCCGUCACCAUGAGAACGUCAUGCUCAAGGGCAAGCCCGCUCAAUAUGGACGGGGCGUCAAGGUUAGCCGUGGAAUGUCUCACGCUAUGCAGGCGAAUCCCAAGGAGUCUGAUCGCGCCGAUAUUCCUUUGCUGCCCAUUGAUGACAGCAACGACAAUCAUCUGCCAUUGCGGAUGUGGUAUGUCUAA
Penicillium cataractarum is the source of this 2883-nucleotide messenger RNA. Its product is annotated as putative eukaryotic translation initiation factor eIF-2C4. The transcript has 6 exons. Lineage: Eukaryota; Fungi; Ascomycota; Eurotiomycetes; Eurotiales; Aspergillaceae. Gene Ontology annotation, molecular function: RNA binding; protein binding. The record is from RefSeq and is a predicted model, not a curated record. The coding region runs from base 1 to 2883 and encodes 960 amino acids.